CAUAUUCCUUUUCAAAUGAUUUAUUGCCCUAGUGAAACAAUAAUUGGAAGUCUAAUACGUUGUGCUGCGGACAGUGCGGAUUCACCAAUACUGGAGGAGGCCGGUGAGAGCGGGUCGGAACAGAAGCCAAAACCAUUGGUCAAAUACGGCGAGCUCGUCAUACUUGGGUACAAUGGAUUUCUGCCGGCCGGCGAGAGGGGCAGACGUCGAAGCAAAUUCGUGCUGUACAGGCGACCGCAAGCGAACGGUGUGCGCCGCUCGAAGCAUUACGUGGUGAAGACGCCGCACAGCAGCAAGGCGAUACUCGACGCGAGCCAGCACUCGAUAUCCUACACGUUAAGUCGCAGCCAUGCCGUCAUCGUCGAGUACACGGAGGACCCAGACACGGAUAUGUUUCAGAUCGGGCGUUCAUCGGAAUCACCCAUAGACUUUGUGGUAAUGGACACAGUUGCCGGCGACAAGACGGGUGACACGAAGGUCCUGCAGAGCACCAUAUCGCGGUUCGCGUGCCGUAUCAUUGCCGACCGCAACGACGUCAACAACUGCCGCAUUUACGCCGCAGGCUUCGACUCCUCCAGGAAUAUAUUUCUUGGUGAGAAAGCGACGAAAUGGUCGGAGAACCACGAGAUAGACGGUCUCACGACGAACGGCGUUCUCAUAAUGCACCCGCGCGGCGACUUCUGCGGCGGCAGCGCGACGUGCGGCCCGUGGCGCGAGACAUCCGUCGGCGGUGCCGUGUUCUCGCUGCGGGAGAGCCGCUCCGCGCAGCAGAAGGGCUUACCCUGUCAGGCGGAGACAAAUGUACUGAGAGACGGGACAAUGAUAGAUUUGUGUGGAGCUACGCUACUAUGGAGAAGCGCUGAGGGACUCAAAAACUCACCGACGAAACGUGACCUGGAGGCGCUGGUGGACGAGCUGAACGCCGGGCGGCCGCAGUGUCCCGUGGGGCUGAACACGCUGGUGAUACCGCGCAAGCUGUCCGCCGCGCACCAGGACCUCAACCAGCCGUACGUGUACCUCAACUGCGGCCAUGUACAAGGCGAGCACUCGUGGGGCGCGGAGGGCAGCGAGACGGGCGUGCGGCGCUGCCCCAUGUGCAUGACGGCGGGGCCGGUGGUGCGCGUGUGCAUGGGCAUCGAGCCCGCCUUCUACGUCGACUCGGGCCCGCCCACCUACGCGUUCAACCCGUGCGGCCACAUGGCCUCCGAGCGCACCGUCAAAUACUGGGCGAGCGUGGACAUCCCGCACGGCACGAACGGCUUCCACGCGAUCUGCCCGUUCUGCGCCGCGCCGCUGCAGGGCACGCCCGGCUACGUGCGGCUCAUCUUCCAGGACAACCUCGACUGAGCGCCCGCCCGCCGCCGCGCUGCAGGUUCGCAGAUGUGCGAGACGAAUGAAUACUGACGGUAACAUCAAGGUGUGACGAGACAGCGACGUAGUUCGGUGUAACUAUAUUUUGUUUCGGUUAUGGGGCCCUCGGAACUUUUGAGGGCACAUUCAUGACUGCGUUAGCUAACUACUAACUGCUAAAUUUUGUACCAAAUACCGAUUUAUGUAUAUGGAAUCUCAUUUGUUUACUAAAUCCUAUAUAUUUUGAUGUUUAUAUGUAUUCCAUUUUCUAUUUUAUUAUUUCACCAUAUACGCCGAAGGAUGCUUUGGUAAAUGAAGUAAGAAAUGUAACGAAUAAAGUACAAACAAUACUUGCCUUGUAUUUAAAGCGCUUUCGCGUCGUUUUCCUAUCACGUUCACCGAUAAAUGGUACAACAUUGUAAAUACCAAAAGCAUCCCGUUUUUUCGAUACACUUUUUAGUUAUAUGAAGUUCGGAUGGAUAUAUUUUAAUAGUAUAUUAUUAACACGAUAAUGGAACAGUUUGUAAUGUUCCUAAUUAAUGUAUUUUUUUGUCCGCAUAUUAAAAAACGUAAUGAUAUCGGCGUGUUCGACUAACGAAAUAUUUAUUUAAGAGUCAAACAUUGUAAGAUAAAAUAUGUUAAGAUAAUUUAAAGCUUUGUAUAUUGCUGUGGACAAUUUAUAGGCGAUCACAUCAUAUACAAUCAAUGCUAUAAUCGUGAUUUGUUUUUUUCUUUUCAAUGAUAGUAAUAAUGCAAUCGAUGAUAAUGGAUAUAGAAAAAUAAAAUGGUAUAAUAAUGAAAUGUAAAUAUGACUGUUCGUUUAAUUUAUGUUCGGUUUUUAAUGUGGCUUCGUCGGUUUAAGUGAUGUUAGUUCUAGAAUCGUUUAGCAUUUGUUUCCAAUUAGUUUAUGGGAUGGUUUCAAUACACAUUGAAAUUUAAUUUACUAGAUAUAAAACAAUAAUAGUCAUUUGUAUGCAAACACAAAAAAUAUUGAUUUGCAAAAACAUGUACUUCACUGUAAGACGCUUUUUAACAAUUUUAAUUCUGCCUCAGUAGUAUAGUGAAAAACUGUAUUCCGAUUUGGCCUUAAUUUUAACUCAUCGCUUUGGUGUAUUCAUGUUUUUGUUAAUGAAUAAUUACAUAUAAUAAAAUAAUGUUUGUGCGUUUAUUUUUGUGUCAGUGAUUUAUAAAAUUAAAUAGUAUAUGAGGUGAAAUACAUAUAAGAAUAUUUCCCAUCAAUCAAAGGGAGUUCUAAAAAGGUCAUAUAUUUUUAUAAUUAAAAAGCAACCUUUGAAUAAACAUGCAUUGUAAUUUGACAAUUCAUUGCACUGUGCUGUGAUGAAGUGUGUAUUUUCUUUUACAUACAUGAUUUUAAUAAAUUUUAUCUAUAUUAGUACAGGUAUCCUCUUAUAGGUAAGAAGUUGUCUUGUCUUUCAUAUAUAAAUCCUUUGUCUGCCUGUUGGUAUUUCUCAUAUCACAGUAUGUGGGUUGAGAAAUACCAAUAAUGAUGCAUCAACAGUUCUCAUAGUGUGUUCUUACAUUAUUUUGAAAUUUAUAAUCCUUUAAUUAGACUUAUAUAAUAAUUUAUUUGGAUCUCAAUAUCGGAUUUACAGUUUGAUUUGCAUGAACACAUGCCCUAGUUAAAAAAAAAAAUUGUAAAUUAUUGUAAGUUAAUAGAGUGUAGACGAUAAAGGUUUACAAAAUUUGAAACAAUUAGUUUUUGUACAAUUUGAAUCCACUAGUAGUGAUGGUCGGCAGUUUAUAUAGGUAUCAUUCGGUAAGGCUUCAUUUUUGGCCGUAAUAUAAUCUGUAUGGGUAGUCACAUGUAUAAUUUUUGUAUUUUCCUGUUAUAUGUUAAAGUCUGCAAUGAAUAAUUUUAUAAGGGAUUGUAACUAUCAGGGCAAACGAGACAGUUAGUCUAAGUGUGGUUGUUUAUCUACACGUUAGGCGAAGAGAUUGAAAUACGUGGAAAUUUUGAGUUUUUUAAGAAACGUCACUUUGAUCACAUUGAAUCUCUUUGCUAGCUUAUAGAUAACAUGUCUUAUACAAUAACGAUAAUAAUAUGUUUAAAGCAAAAAGUGAUAGUAACAUUACAUUGUACCUUAGUGUAUUAUAUUGACCUUUCCUGAAGUAAAAAAUAGAAUAUAUUAUCAUCAUUAAAUCUACCUUCAAUUUAGUGUUCAUUUAGCUUAUAAUGAAAUACUUUGUCUGUUUUACGCUUCAAUGUGUUAAAGAUUUCCGUUUGAAUAUUUAGCAUUAUCAGUUAAAGUGUGGUUGGCUAAGUGUCACUUGCGUAUAAGUGUAUCGGCUUGGAUUAUGAAAUAAUAAAAACUUAGUUGUAUGUAAUAAUAAUAAUCCCAAGCUUUGGUCGCUUUACGGAAGAAUAACAAGACAAAGUUUCUUCGGAGUGAUUCAAUACUGGCUGUACCGGACCACGGCUUCACCCACGACAAACCAACUGCUCUGACGUUAGUCUAAAAUAAGAACUGAAUGCUAGCCUUAAUUUUAUUUAUGAUAAGCGCUAAGAUACAAUAAAACGCUCUUUUGAGUUAGAAAA
Molecule: messenger RNA, 3907 nt
Organism: Zerene cesonia (dogface butterfly)
Lineage: Eukaryota; Metazoa; Arthropoda; Insecta; Lepidoptera; Pieridae
Gene: Pli
Product: protein pellino
Exons: 10
Coding region: 16-1347 (443 amino acids)
Biological process (GO): protein polyubiquitination; regulation of Toll signaling pathway
Molecular function (GO): protein binding; ubiquitin protein ligase activity
Source: RefSeq, a predicted model, not a curated record